UUUUGUUGACAUACACAACCAUGGAAUAGGAGGUGCCGACGAUGUUAUUGGCUACUGGACGAACCCCGAAUAUACUCUCAGGGAGCUUGCACGGUGCGGAACACUUUGUGCUUUGGCAUCCAUUGUCUUUUCAGAUGAUCACAAACACCUUGUCAAAAAAUGUAUUGAAGAAGUUGAGAAGCGUGUGGGUGCUUAUAUUCCUGAUUGUUGCCUUCUUGGAGGUAUUCACGCGGAGGGGCCGGUGAUUAACGAUCGAGGAGGUCUGCCUGCAUGUGAAAACAGGUGGAAUCUUGAGCGUUUUAAGAAACUGUGUGCCACCAUGCCGUCCAUGCGUAUAAUGACGAUAUCACCACACAUUGACGCGCGCAGCAACUAUGAGCUCAUUGGGUACCUACUCCGCCUGGGAGUUCGUCCGUCACUUGGACACGACCGAGUGGCAACGAAGAAAGAGAUUUUGGGUGCCUUGAAACUUGCACCCUCGGAGAGGGACAAGCUUCAUGUCACACAUAUGCAUAAUGUGAUGUCCUUUGGUCAUCGAAAUCCAUCUCUCGUCAAUGUGGCACUUUGCUCUUCAUUUCCCAAUGCAGAAAUAUACAGAGGUGCCAUUCCCCCAUAUGUGGAGAUCAUCGGAGACCUUGUCCAUACCGAUGCCAUUCCUUUGCAUGUGACAAUUUCUUCCAGAGGGUGUGAUGAUGUUGCUUUGAUCACGGAUUGUAUAUCGGAAAACCUUCCUGGGAAGCGUUUUUCCUACAAUGGACGUUUAAGUUGCGUCCGCGCUGAAGGAGGUUGCUCUCUGUGUGAUGCAUCCGGCAGGCCGACGAAAACGCUUGCGGGGGGCACCAGUUCUUUGGCUGAUCAGUUUAUGAACCUGGUGACUCUCUUCCGGGUGGACCUUAUUUCUGCCUGCAAGAUGGUUGCCACGACCCCCGCAAAAAUUGCCCGACUGGAUGGGGUAGGCUCGAUUGAGAGGGGAAAGAAGGCAAAUAUUUUGAUUCUUAAUUCAGAACUAAACACAAUAACAAAGCGCAUGAUUUACGGGAAGUGGACUGCACAUGCUGAGUAUCGUCUAUUACGGCCAUCCGUGUCUCACAUGUGA
Messenger RNA from Trypanosoma cruzi, 1096 nucleotides. RefSeq names its product N-acetylglucosamine-6-phosphate deacetylase-like protein, putative. The transcript has a single exon. NCBI's taxonomy places the organism in Eukaryota, Euglenozoa, Kinetoplastea, Trypanosomatida, Trypanosomatidae. The record is from RefSeq and is a predicted model, not a curated record. The annotation marks the transcript as partial. Gene Ontology annotation, biological process: N-acetylglucosamine catabolic process. Gene Ontology annotation, molecular function: N-acetylglucosamine-6-phosphate deacetylase activity.